Messenger RNA from Schistocerca gregaria, 2594 nucleotides. Its product is annotated as WD repeat-containing protein 48-like. Gene Ontology annotation, molecular function: ubiquitin binding. Lineage: Eukaryota; Metazoa; Arthropoda; Insecta; Orthoptera; Acrididae. The transcript is spliced from 4 exons. The record is from RefSeq and is a predicted model, not a curated record. Bases 86 to 2530 code for a protein of 814 amino acids. Gene Ontology annotation, biological process: double-strand break repair via homologous recombination; protein deubiquitination.
AGCUGUUUGAGGGGCAGUACGUAUACUAGCCGCGCAUGAAUACGCUAGGACAUGAGCGCGCGGAGCACGUUCAGAAAAACUAGCAAUGGAAAACAGUUAUGCUAGAGGUGUUUACUCGAAAAACCGCAUAAGCUACUCCUUUCCCAGGAAGAAGAAUUACCACGACGAAAACGGAAAUGACUUAGUUGGGCACUGCUUCGGCGUGAACGCCAUAGCGUGCGAUCAGGAGCGAUCAAUCGUGUACAGCGCUGGUCGCGACACGACGAUACGCGCUUGGAAUUACAAAACCCUGUUCGAGGACACGGGUGAUUGCAUACGCGAUCUAGGGGAAUGGCUGUGUGACAGCGAGGGCAAUGACGCAGGUCAAGUAAGUCAGAACAUUGGCUUUAUGAACUGCUUCGAGUACCACAACGACUGGGUGAAUGACAUUUCGCUGUUGCAGCGCGGAACGAAGUUGGUUAGCUGUAGCAACGACUGCAAUCUGAUAAUGGCCCCGCUAGAAUUCGAGGGAGACUCGGUGAAGCUCAAGGACCGCGUUAGUUACAUAGACAUUAGCACUGAUUACGUUAAAAAGGUUAAAUGCUUCGAAAAGAACGGGUCAAUCAAUCUGUUCUCGAUGGGAUUUGACAGAAAUAUUCGUUACUUUCAGAUUCCCCAAAGCGGGGAUGCAAUAUCCGUACACGAGAUGUCCGUCAAGUAUUCUCCCUAUUCGAUGGCAGUGGAGGACCGCGGGAGCUAUUACUUGAUCGCUGUAGGCGGCACCGAGUCGCACAUUACGUUCUACGAAACGCGGACAGAAAAGAAAAUUCGCAGACUGAAGGGAAACACGGACAACAUCAAGGCGCUGUUGCUAGACCAGGAGAAAGACCAAUGUAUUUCUGGCACCUCGGGGGGCUUCGUCAACGUGUGGGACUUCAGAAGCGAGGGAAACAAGCCUAUCAAGACGUUACGCAUUCACGAGGAUUCUGUUUGGUGUUUUUCUAGAAUUCCGCAGGACUUGCUCGGCACGAAAAACUUCGCACCCGACUCGCCCUUGAGCGCUCCGGAGUCUUCCUCCUGGCUGGUUUCUGGGGGUAGAGAUGGCAAGAUUUUCCUCACAGAACUCGAAAAAAACGUCAAUAUUCUUUUUUGUCGCGACCUGCCUCCAGUGUUGAGUCUGCUCCCCCUAUCCGAGCGGGGGGGCUCGUCCGCGCCCGUUCUGUCCAUCUGGGCAUCGACGAGCGAAGCGAACGUCUUCAACUGGAUGCUCCAGCCGCAGGAAAAAGGCGUUGAGAGCUACUCCGCGCCGCUCGAUCUCGAGCCGCCGCCCUCCGUCCGGCCGGACUACUUCUCGGCCUUUUGCGAGGUCAACGACGUUUUAUGCGUGCAGGAGCCGGAGUCUAUGAGGCCGGUGCUGACGAAAGAGGAGGCCCGCGUAAAAACGCCCUCUUCGUCCUACAUCGUCGACUACCACAUAUUGAAUGACAAAAGGCAUAUUUUGACCAAAGAUUCCGACAACAGGGUCCAUCUGUGGAACGUGCUGAGCGCGACAGUGGAGAAGGACUAUGGCAAGGCGUGCGUCGAGACCGUCCUCGAAGAGCUCAACCGAAAAGUUUACGUCCCUUCGUGGUUCACAGUCGAAAAAAAAGCUGGGAGUUUGAACAUUGUCUUGAACCCCGCAGAUUUCCUCAAUUCGCACGUGAGUCUGAUGGAUCUGGGCAUACGGACGAAAGGUGGCGUUUCGCUGGGUCUCGAAACGUUGAGGUCUUUGUUCAGGACGAGGAUUGGUGGUCAAACUGCUGCUCACUUGAAUUCUUCGGCUGGAAGCCGGUCGUCUAGCACCGCCGAUCAAGGCUCGCAAUCUUUCAAAAUUCACUCGCUCAGCAGCUUUUCGUCAGCCCACUACGUGUCGUCAUCCAAGCACGAGCAGGACGCGGAGGAGGCGAUGUCCAGUUCUGCGAUGUACGAAGAAUCUACGCACUUCACGGAGGAGAACGACAGUUAUUUGAGCGAGUCUUACAGCGACACGGCUCAUCUUCAGGUAUAUGGGGAACAGCUGUCUGGAGAGAAGAGCAAUUCGGUAGUUCACUUGGGGGGGUAUCUUAAACCUUAUUGUAAUCAAUUGAAUUCUGUCUUCAACGUCUCUCCUUUGUCUUAUAUCACCUGCACCAGUGGGCUGAAGUGCAUCCUCAGGUGUCGAGUGGGAGACGCGUUCAAGUACGAGGUUCCAGGUUGGGUGCACAGUCUGUUCACAGCGCAGCCGCAAAGCACAGUCAUUCCGCUGAGUCUGAUGAGGGUCGAAAAAGUUAAUGAGAAGCUCAUGCCGUAUUGCGGCGGCUUUUCGAAGAAGGAGGACAACGCCGAGGGGACUUUCAAGCUCUGUGAUCUGCGCGACAGUUUGGCGGACCAAAUAGACGUUCCGGCCAGCUCGAUUGAAUUUUAUUGCGGAAAUGCGCACUUGGCCGACAUGGAGAUGGACAUUCAGUCUGUCAAGUAUUAUCACGGGAAUCCCAGGUCGGACAAGUUGGUGAUAUCUUAUCUUUGCGGCUGAAUAAAGUUGUACGUUUCUCGAAAAAGUUUUCAAAAAAAGAAAAAAAAAAAUAGGGUAAACGAAA